AUGUGCAGCAAAGAAGUAAAACAACAAAAAAAAGAAGAGAGUUCAGUUACAAGUAAGCCCAGUGUUGAUGUGAAAAAUAAGCGAAAACAUGAAGAAAAUGUUUUUGGACAAUGGGGGUUUUUGAUUUAUUACAUUUUGUCAAAAGGUGGAAGUGUUACUAUUAGGCCUUCUAUCAAAAAACCAGUUAUUGACAAAAGAAAUCAAAUAAACAUACAUUGUGUAGAGGUUGGUGAACAUAUUUUCUCUGAAGAAGGAAUUCAAAAACAAGUAGAUUUAAUGAUAAAGGGAUCAGGUGAACAAAAGUAUGUUACAAGGACUCGACGCAAAUACGUUCAUGAUUUUCUCAUGAACAGUAUCUUAAAUUGGUGCAAAGAAGAAUCUAAAAAAGAAAAAAUUCAAGUAUCAACAAAGCUUUCAAAAAAAGGAAAGAAUAUAAACAAAUCACCUAAUAUUGUAAUUAACAGUGUCACUAUUAAUGGUAAAACUUAUGAUAGACAUUUUAUCAGAACAAAUUGUGGUGAUUGGCUAAAAAAAGUUCUUGAGUAUUUGUUUGAAAACGUGCAAGCUAAAGAUGAACUGGUAACAAUUUCAAAAACAACUAUCCCCCCUGAUACAGUUAUAGAAGGUAUGAAUCUUGAAAGUUUACAAAUGAACACAAAAAUACCAGAAAUAAAGAAAUUUAAACCUUCACCAACCACUAAAAUUAAUGGACUUGCUGGACAUUACGAUCCAUGUGGACGAUUAGUAAUGUGGGACUGUCAACUAUAUCUGCCAUUUUCUAUAGAAGACAAAUUAAAACCGAUUGAUUACUUUCCUCCAUAG
Messenger RNA from Entamoeba dispar SAW760, 822 nucleotides. RefSeq lists its product as uncharacterized. The coding region runs from base 1 to 822 and encodes 273 amino acids. The record is from RefSeq and is a predicted model, not a curated record. The transcript has a single exon. NCBI's taxonomy places the organism in Eukaryota, Evosea, Mastigamoebida, Endamoebidae.